AUGCUCUUCCGUCGCCAUUUGACAAGUGUGCCGGCGACCAUUCCUUCACUUCUAAACGGUAAGCAUGUGUUAUCUUCCACUAAAAUCCCUGUAUACUCCCAUAAUUCUGAUUUGAUCCACCAUUACCUGCCAAUUCCAAGCCUUGACGUUUUGAACGAAGUUUGCUCCGAUUCUUACAAUGGCUUUCUCCAGUGGAGCAGCCGUCCUUUCUCUGAAAGGGCAGAUAUCUUGAAUUCUGCCGCCGACUCCAUCUCGCGUGAUCGAGAUACCUUCAUUGAUGCUCACUUGGAGAUCGGUGGCUCGCCAAUGUUCGCAUCAGUAUGUGCUGAUAACGCCGUUCAGGACAUACGAGAAUACUCGAGAUCCAUUUCGCUGCCUGAUGGACUGGUGGUUAAAUCGAGUACUGCUGACUUGGCAAUGGCACUUAAAACACCCAUGGGUCCUGUUUUGUCCAUUGCACCUUGGAAUGCACCCACCAUAUUAUGGUCUAGAGCCAUAGUUGCUCCUUUAGCUGCGGGGUGUUCUGUGAUAAUCAAGUCCUCCGACAAAGCCCCCAAGUUGCCAUUUUUAUACACUGAGCACCUUCUCAAAGCCGGCGUGGAUGUUCAGGCGUUGCAGUUGCUCAAUGUCAACCCACAAGAUCAUGCCAAGGUGACUGAGUCGCUCUUGGCCAACGAUUUGGUCCGGAAAGUCAACUUCACAGGAUCUACUGCCGUGGGCACAAAAAUUGCCCAGACGGCCGCAAAGUACUUGAAGCCUUCGUUGCUCGAGUUGGGAGGUAAAAAUGUAUCCAUCGUUUGUUACGACGCAGAUAUCAAGAAAGCUGCUUACAGCCUGGUGCUAAGUGCCUGGAUGCACAAGGGCCAGAUUUGUAUGUGCUUGGAUAACGUAUACGUACAUGACUCCAUUUAUGACAAGUUUACUGAGGCUUUAGUUGCCGUAGCCAAAGAAUUUGCUGCUUCUCCAGACAUGAAAUUGGGCCAAAGAGACAAGGCUGGUGCCGAGAAGGUUAGUCGGCUAGUGUCCGAUGCAAUCGAUAAAGGUGCAUCUGUUCUUUUCGGUGAGGUUUCAGCCCCCACUACCACCGAGUCGUCGCCUUUGAUCCUUGAGAAUGUCACUCCAGAUAUGUCAAUCAAUACCGAAGAGACGUUUGGGCCCGUUCUUGCUCUUUUCAAGUACCACGACAUUGAGGAGGUGAUAACUAAUGUUAACAAGUCAAAGUAUGGUCUCAAGGGUUCUAUUUGGAGCACUGACACCUUGAAGGCGUUAUCUCUUGCCAGAAAGAUGGAUUUUGGAGGAGUUCAUAUCAAUGGGUCCACUGUUCACGAUGAAGCAACUCUUCCACACGGAGGAGUCAAACUGAGUGGCUGGGGACGCUUUAACAGCAUGUGGGGAGUCGAUGAAUUCACCUUUACCAAGACGAUCACUUUGAACUAA
This is a messenger RNA of Sungouiella intermedia, 1437 nucleotides long. NCBI's taxonomy places the organism in Eukaryota, Fungi, Ascomycota, Pichiomycetes, Serinales, Metschnikowiaceae. The record is from the annotation of a GenBank genome assembly.